CUGAGAGCCUCAAGACUAGACCACUGGUUCCUUUCGAGCAGAGAGUCAGAGAGGUCUAAGCCUCUUAACAGAAAUGACAGACACAAAGCGUCUUGCUUUCUCCAUCAUCCAGUUUCUCCAUGACCAGCUCAGGUCUGGGGAGCUGUCCUCAGAUGCCCAGGAGAGCCUAGAAGUUGCAGUGCAAUGCCUGGAAACAGCUUUUGGUGUUUCUACUGAAGACCAGAGCUUAGCAGUGGGUCAGACCUUACCAGAGAUAUUUGAACCAGCCAUACAGAAGUCAGAGGCAGCCCAGGCCAGGGCGAAUUCAGCCAGCGGUUCUCUAACGGAGGAGCAGAUAGCAGAGGCGGAGAGGCUCAAAACCGACGGCAAUGAGCAUAUGAAAGUUGAGAAUUUCAGUGCAGCAGUGGAAUUCUACUCCAAAGCCAUUCAGAUAAACCCACGCAAUGCAGUUUAUUACUGCAACAGGGCUGCAGCUUACAGUAAGCUUGGGAACUACGCCGGGGCGGUUCAGGACUGUGAGCUGGCUAUUGGCAUCGACCCAAACUACAGCAAAGCCUAUGGAAGAAUGGGGUUGGCUCUGGCCAGUCUGAACAAACACACAGAGGCUGUGAGCUACUAUAAGAAAGCUUUGGAACUGGAUCCCGACAACGAAACUUACAAGUCCAACCUGAAAAUAGCAGAGCAGAAAAUGAAAGAGAGUCCGAGCCCUACUGGAGGGAUGGGCGGAGUCGACCUGGCGGGUCUGCUCAGUAACCCUGGCUUCAUGAGCAUGGCCUCGAAUUUAAUGAGCAACCCACAGGUGCAGCAGCUGGUGUCUGGGAUGAUGUCAGGAACAUAUGGGCCAGUGGGAGGCAGUGCAGCCCCUGCUGCAGCAGCCCCCCCCAAUGACCUGUCUGGCCUCAUCCAGGCGGGUCAGCAGUUUGCCCAGCAGAUGCAGCAGCAGAACCCAGAGCUGAUUGAGCAGUUGAGGACUCAGAUGCGCAGUCGGCCGCCCAGUGCCAGCAACGAGGAGCCCUGACACACACUUCACCAUCACACACACACAUGCACACACACCCACAUAGACAGAGAAUGGACUUGGGGACACGUAAAGACAGGACGUUUGUCUCAAUUUUUUAUUUUGUAUGACUCUCUGUAACUCCAGGAAUAAAAAGAGCUUUUUUUCCCCCCCAUCAUAAAGUAAUACAUUCAUUGCAUGUUAGCCCCCGUCCCCAAAUCACUGAUACACCCUGACCUUUUCUGGGAUCAACUUCGUGUAAAUUGUCUGGACUCAAACCAGUGUCUCUGCAUUUUCUACUGACACCUGGCACCAGUGAAGACCAUGGUCUGUUAUUUGUAACUAAUCUGUCCCGGUGGACUGUGAUGUCAUCAGAUCUCUGUCACGUGGACUGUACGCGGAAGAUUUGCCUCUUUUUCACAUGAUUUAGGCCACAGCAGAUUCACUCUGGGGUGAGCAGAAGACAGAUGUGUAUAAUGCCAACAUUAUGAACAUUAAAUGUAAAAAUUGAAACCUGGA
Chanos chanos (milkfish) is the source of this 1516-nucleotide messenger RNA. RefSeq names its product small glutamine rich tetratricopeptide repeat co-chaperone alpha (gene sgta). Lineage: Eukaryota; Metazoa; Chordata; Actinopteri; Gonorynchiformes; Chanidae. The transcript has 12 exons. The record is from RefSeq and is a predicted model, not a curated record. Gene Ontology annotation, biological process: post-translational protein targeting to endoplasmic reticulum membrane. Gene Ontology annotation, molecular function: protein binding; molecular adaptor activity. Gene Ontology annotation, cellular component: membrane; TRC complex. The coding region runs from base 74 to 1018 and encodes 314 amino acids.